AUGGCUACCACAAACAAGCACCGGACCCGCAUAUCGCGGUAUUACAUCGAUACACGUCCUCUCGUCCCCGAGAAACCAAAACAACCAUAUUCACUGCCACUACUAGAGCAACUCACACAGUCAGACCAGGAAGCCGUGACACGAUUCCUCCGCCCCGCCGACAAAUUUAUGUCACUGGCAAGCGCCCUAUUGAAGUACACUUUCAUUCACCGACAGGCCAAAAUCCCAUGGUCGAAAGUGGUCAUCUCGCGCACACCGGCGCCGCAUCGGCGACCGUACUGGGCACCGCCAUCGGACUGGGACGACGAUGGCGCCAAUGCCGACGGCACCGGUACAGGCAAAGGCGGACUCGAAUUCAACGUCACGCACCAAGCAGGCGUCGUGGCGAUCAUCGGGUGCACGACGCCAACGGCACAGCUCCCGACAGUUCCCGCCCCGACCUCACCAUUACAAUCAACACCACUCUCCGCCAAACUCCACAACCUGCACCUCGACCUAACCGGACACGACACGACCUCGGACCUGGACCACUACCCGCCGCACCAAGUGCACGUGCGACUCGGCGUGGACAUCGCAUGCGCGGACGAAGACAAACGCACGCCGAAGGACAUGACGACGCAGGCCAAGUUCGACGAAUGGGUCGACAUCUUCGGCGAGAUGUUCUCGGAGCGCGAGCGCUGGAACAUGCGGCACGCGGUCGUGCACGUGCCGGUCGUGGAGCGUGACGAGGGCGUCUGGCCCAGCAGUGACGAGUCGUCCGCUUCUGAGGGCUUAGGAGGAAACGGCGAGGCGGCGAGGUUGAGGAGGGCGCGUGAGAACGAGGCCCGCAUCACGCAGUUGAAGUUACGUCGUUUUUACGCUUACUGGGCGCUCAAGGAGGCGUAUAUCAAGAUGGUGGGUGAGGGGUUGCUCGCGGAUUGGUUGAAGGAGCUGGAGUUUCUGGAUGUGGUGGCGCCGGUGCCGCCGUCGUCGGUGAUGGGGAGGCAUAGGAAGUCGGGCUCGAGGAGUCGCAGUCGCGGCACGAGUCAUCAUCGCGCGCCCAGUCACAGUCACAGUCACAGUCACAGUCAUCAUGGGCAUGGGCAUCAUCAUAGCUUGUCUACGGGACUCGGCAUUGAUCCGGCGGCCGAGGAGGCGGCGAAAUGGACAGAUCCUGCAAAGGCGGAGAAGGGGAUGGUGACGUCGCUGAGGGGCAGGAAGCUCGACGAUGUCGAUAUUGAGCUUGUCGCUUAUGAUGAGGACUUCUUGAUCGCAACCGCUACAAGGGGCGUGAUUGAGGUGUUUAAUGAUGAUGAAGAUGAUGAAAAAGAGAACGGAGUGCAGCAGGAGAUUGUGGAGAACGGAGUUAUAGACGCGCAACGGCAAGCGCCAUUGGGGAGGGCACAGCAGCGGAAAAGAUGGAUCAUGCUCGACAUCGAGAGAGACAUUCGACCUUGUGCUGAAGGGAGGUGUAGAUGUCUUGAAUGA
This is a messenger RNA of Exophiala bonariae, 1467 nucleotides long. RefSeq lists its product as uncharacterized. The coding region runs from base 1 to 1467 and encodes 488 amino acids. Gene Ontology annotation, cellular component: cytosol. Gene Ontology annotation, molecular function: holo-[acyl-carrier-protein] synthase activity; magnesium ion binding. Lineage: Eukaryota; Fungi; Ascomycota; Eurotiomycetes; Chaetothyriales; Herpotrichiellaceae. The record is from RefSeq and is a predicted model, not a curated record. The transcript has a single exon.